This is a messenger RNA of Gasterosteus aculeatus aculeatus (three-spined stickleback), 4635 nucleotides long. RefSeq names its product doublecortin-like kinase 1a (gene dclk1a). The record is from RefSeq and is a predicted model, not a curated record. NCBI's taxonomy places the organism in Eukaryota, Metazoa, Chordata, Actinopteri, Perciformes, Gasterosteidae. Gene Ontology annotation, molecular function: protein kinase activity; ATP binding. Gene Ontology annotation, biological process: protein phosphorylation; intracellular signal transduction.
UUCCAGUCCAGCCUCUGGCUGCACAUAAACACACACACACACAUACUGGCGUUUGGUGGUGGGGCACGUGGACCUGACAACAAAAGGACGCACAGGUGGCCAGGAUAGGACCACCACUAGUGUCGGAGACCAGCUCACUGAACUGAACUAUUUUCUUCUUCCUUUUUGUGUGUCAUAUCUCCUGGGGACUAAGGCGGCAGUCACGCUGGAGGUGAACGUCACAGAAGCGUUAAUUGCUCACGUAGACAGCACGGCCGUACUUGUGAGCCUCGGCACCGCGAUGGAGACGGAGCAUUUCGACGAGCGCGACAAAGGUCAGCGAAACAGCCGGUCCAGCGCGAGGAUGAACGGCGUGCCGAGUCCGACGCACAGCGCGCACUGCAGCCUGUACCGGACCCGGACCCUGAAGACUCUCGCCACGGAGAAGAGGGCCAAGAAGGUUCGCUUCUACCGCAACGGAGACCGCUACUUCAACGGGAUAGUAUACGCCAUCUCCACGGACAGGUUCCGGACCUUUGACGCACUGCUGGCGGACCUGACCCGCUCCCUGUCCGACAAAGUCAACCUGCCGCAGGGCGUCCGGACCAUCUACACCCUGGAUGGCUGCAAGAAGAUCGCCAGCAUUGAGCAGCUGGUGGAAGGUGACAGCUAUGUGUGCAGCUCUAUUGAAGCUUACAAGAAGUUGGAUUACACAAAAAACGUGAACCCCAACUGGUCUGUGAACGUCAAGGCCUCGGCCGCGUCGUCCCGCGGGCCUCCGUCUCUGGGCAGCGCCAAGGCCGGCGCACCAGAGAGCCGCGAAAUCAAGGACUUCAUUCGUCCGAAGCUUGUGACGGUGGUGCGGAGCGGCGUGAAGCCCCGCAAAGCUGUGAGGAUCCUUCUGAACAAGAAGACGGCCCAUUCCUACGAACAAGUCCUGACCGACAUCACUGAAGCCAUCAAGCUGGACUCGGGAGUGGUGAAGAAGAUCUACACUCUGGAGGGUAAAAUGGUGUCGUGUCUGCAAGACUUCUUCGGCGACGAGGACGUUUUUGUGGCGUGUGGACCGGAGAAGUUCCGCUACCAGGACGACUUGAUGUUGGAUGAGAGUGGUGAGGCUACUAAGUGUCGUGUGAUGAAGUUGGUGAACUAUGGAAAGACGUCUGCCUCUCUGAGCCGAAGCUCUCCCAGGACCGCCAUCCAAUCAGGACGCAGCAAGUCCCCCGCAUCCGUGAACGGGGCGCCGGCCAGUCAGCUGUCCACUCCCCAUUCGGGAAAGUCUCCCAGCCCCUCUCCAACCAGCCCAGGGAGCCUGAGCCGACGUCAGGAGUCACAGGGUUCUUCUGCCUCUUUGUCGUCCACUAAAGUUUCCGGCUCAGCGGAGGAGAGCGAUGAAACUGUUACUGAAGCUGAAGUUCUAGUCGAUGAGGUUCCUGCCGUGCCGUCCUACAUAUCAGAUCGCUACAAGGUCGGACGCACAUUAGGCGACGGGAACUUUGCAGUCGUCCGAGAAUGUGUGGAGCACACCACGGGACGGGAGUACGCUCUGAAGAUCAUCAACAAGGGAAGAUGCAGAGGCAAGGAGCACAUGAUCCAGAACGAGGUGGCCAUCCUCCGGAGGGUCAAGCAUCCAAACAUUGUUCUGCUCAUCGAGGAAGUGGACACUUACAGCGAACUCUACCUGGUCAUGGAGCUGGUCAAGGGGGGGGAUCUGUUCGAUGCGAUCACCUCUGCCAAUCGAUACACCGAGAGAGACGCUAGCGGCAUGCUGUACAAUCUGGCCAACGCAAUCAAAUACCUCCACUGCCUCAACAUUGUGCACAGAGACAUCAAACCAGAAAACCUGCUGGUGUACGAGCAUGGGGACGGCAGCAAAAGUCUGAAACUUGGAGACUUUGGUUUGGCAACUGUGGUGGACGGUCCCCUCUACACUGUCUGCGGGACCCCGACAUAUGUAGCACCUGAAAUCAUCUCAGAAACAGGGUAUGGCCUUAAGGUGGACAUCUGGGCAGCUGGAGUCAUCACCUACAUCCUGCUGUGUGGUUUCCCACCCUUUCGAGGGAGCAGUGACGAUCAGGAAGUGCUUUUUGAUCAGAUACUAAUGGGACAGCUGGAAUUCCCCCUACCGUACUGGGACAACGUGUCAGAGACAGCCAAGGAGCUGAUUCGAUCCAUGCUGGAGGUGGAGGUGGAUCAGAGGUUUACUGCCCUGCAGGUGCUGGAGCACCCUUGGGUCACCGACGACGGUCUGUGUGAGAACGAUCAUCAGUUGUCAGUAGCAGGGAAGAUAAAGAAGCACUUCAACACGAGUCCGAAAGGCAACGACACCACUGCAGGAGUGUCGGUCAUUUCCUUGGACGACAGCUUUUCUAUGCAGAGAUCUGGGUCGUUGGAUUUCUACCAGCACCCGGCCAUGUACUGGACAAGGCCCCCCCUCUUGAUAAGGAGGGGCAGGUUCUCAGAUGAGGACGCUACACGAAUGUGAAGCCACUGCUUGGAAUGCUGACGGUGACAACGGCAACAACGUCAACAACAAAAACACUGCGGGGGUCCUCCCUGUUGCCUCCCUGGCCUGCCCGUGGCCCCUCCCUCUCUGACCCCUGACCCUUUCCCCCGAACCCCAGCCUCCCAUCCUGAAUCUGAGGACAUCUGCAUCAGCUCAGCCACUAUCAUAUAGUCCCCCAACUCGCCCUUCGAGAGAUGCAGAGGAGGAGGAGCAAAGAGGUAAAAUAGAGGAAAUACUCCCCCAGCUCCUCUCUCUUUAUGUAGGAGGAGGGGGGAAGGAGGAGGAGGAGGAGGAAGAGGAGGAGAUAUCAGCAUCAGCAUCCCCAGUCUCUUUUCUAUAGAGAUAACAGGGUAAAAUCGUGGACAAGAAACAGAGACCACGAAGAAGAGGGAUACAGUAGAUUGAGGCAAACUACUUUUCUUCUUUUCAACAAUCUCUCAUCUGAGCACAUGUCGAAGAGCUCAAGGAGUGAGAAAGGGGCGACAGCAUCGUUUAUCCUUCUGUGAUGAUCUGGGCUCAACAUGGAUGCUUCCUUAUGAUGAAGCAGCUCCACAAGGCAAUAUGAGAAUACGGACCAAUGUUCAUGUUUUAUUGAACCUUAUCUAUCUAUUAUUUAGUCACUGCAUUUUUGUAAUACGUCUUUCCCUUUUGCAUAAAGAAUAUGUCUUCGUUGGGUUGUCCUAAGAGCUUAGAGGAACAUAAGUAAUCGAAAAGUGUGUAGAAGUAGAGUUCAGAAUGUUGAAGUAUUCCAACACAGGUUAAUGUCAGUAAUUGAGUGUAAAGGAGGAGUAUAUUUCUUACAAAUGUGUUAAAUACAGUGUUCAGAUACAUGGUCAAGUACCGCUAUAAUUCUGUUUAGCACACAGUAUUGGGGUUGCCUUCCUGUAACGUUGGAUCGCAGUUUUACAGUUUACACACACACGUACAUUUCACAAAGACUGCAAUUAAGACAAUAACAGUGCAUUUAAUCCCCCAUUGUAAUUGUGUUAACUGCUUCAUACGUGACAUCUUGAUACACACAGUUCAGCCGCAUUUGGGUGCUUGUGUAGCAAAGUCAACACUUUGUCUCCAUGCGCACAGUUUCACUGAAUUUAUAUCAUGCUGAUCUUGAUAUUUUGUAAUGCUCACGCACACAUAGGAAGGUUUGCGUUUUUUUCAGACGUAAACACCAACGACAUAUUUCAUCCAAAUAUUCCAGCACCUAAAACAGGUAUAAUUGUUCCAGCCCAAGUGGACACUUUGUAUGGGUUACGAGGACUAUUGUAGGUGGUAAAUAGAUAUAUUUAGCAGUUUAUGAGGGCUGCCUAUUUGCACAAACUACUGGAGUCUAGGUGCAGGCCAAAUAAGAAAGAAGAACCAGCAGCACUCCUGGAAAGCAGUACAGUCAAAAGGAUGCGAGAGGAUAAAGUUCAGCUCUGUACAACCUCAUUCAUGACUUAAUUUAUUCAGAUGAAAGCAUGACAGACAUACAGUAGCCUUUUCUUGAAUACAAAAUGGUUGUGUGAUGAAGUAUUGUUUAUAUGUUAUGUAAAUAACAUAAUUUGAUUUAUUUUGAUAGUUCACAAUACAGUAUAUUUAUUUACUAGUAAUGACUCAAUGAAAAAUGUAAAAAGAAAAAAAAAAAAAAAAGAAGAAAAAAGACAACAUUCAUACAUGUCUGUCAGUCAUAGAAAUAACCUAGACGAUAUCAUCGGGUCGAAACCAUAUAAAUGAUCUGAAAAAAACAUUGGUUGAAAAACAUUUCAACCUGAUGUCCCACUUGUACACUGGGAUCGAUGUCACUUCCUUUGUAACAGCAACCAAAAGGGGAACUCUGGUAAUUGGUGUGAGAUCAAGAGGACGGACACGGAAAGCCAGAGAAGAAUUGAAAAGAAAAGUGAUUUCUUUUGAAUUCUCAGGGCUGAUCUACUAUGGCUACACAGGUCUGUAGUAAUUCUCAUCAUAAGUCAUAUACAGUAAUGUGCUGACCAGAUCAGUAUGAAUUUGUCAAGCUGUUAAAGUCCACUCACUCCGACUCAUGCGGUUUACCAAAGUGCUCUGACAGCUGCACUAUAGUAUUAGACUAUUUUGCAAUACCAAUACCUGUACCUCUGUUCAACAAUGGUGUAUUAAUAAUAAUAGUAAUAAUAAAAAUUGGUUUCAAAAACACA